AUGGCAAAAACAUCAGCCCCUUUAGCGGCAUUUCUUCUUUCCAGUUUCUUGGUUGUCACGGCACGUGCAGCAGAUGAGUACAUGAAAUACAAGGACCCCAAGCAGCCGAUUAGCAAGCGGAUUCGGGACCUCUUGAAACGAAUGAAUCUCGAUGUAAAGAUUGGUGAGAUGGUACAAAUCGACCGUCAAGUAGCCACUGCAGAGGUCAUGAGGGACUACAAAAUCGGCAGCAUCUUAAGUGGAGGAGGAAGCGUACCACGCCUUCAAGCCACCCUGCAAGAAUGGAUCAACAUGGUUAAUAGUUUCCAAAAUGGUUCACUCUCAACCAGGCUAGGGAUUCCAAUGAUUUAUGGCAUUGAUGCUGUCCAUGGACAUAACAAUGUGUAUAACGCCACCAUAUUUCCUCAUAACGUUGGCCUUGGUGCUACAAGGGAUCCUGAUCUUGUGAAGAGGAUUGGAUCUGCAACAGCUCCUGAAGUUAGAGCUACUGGCAUAAACUAUGUUUUUGCACCUUGUGUUGGUAACGCAAAGUACACUAUCCCACAUUGA
Molecule: messenger RNA, 549 nt
Organism: Hibiscus syriacus
Lineage: Eukaryota; Viridiplantae; Streptophyta; Magnoliopsida; Malvales; Malvaceae
Product: lysosomal beta glucosidase-like
Exons: 2
Coding region: 1-549 (182 amino acids)
Biological process (GO): glucan catabolic process
Molecular function (GO): beta-glucosidase activity
Source: RefSeq, a predicted model, not a curated record